AUGCUUGGUCGAAUCUCGCUCCCACUCAAGUCCGUCGCAAGGCGCGGCAUUAGCAGCAGACGGCAUGCAUCCACCAAGACCAUACGAGAGGCACUCGAAGAGGUCAUCCCGGCAAAGCAGGCUCGGUUGAAGCAGCUUAAAGCGGAGCACAGUCAGACGGUUAUAGGUGAUAUCAAGGUGGAGCACGUAAUAGGCGGCAUGCGCGGCCUCAAGUCCAUGCUCUGGGAGUCGUCCGUCCUGGACCCGAUGGAGGGUAUCCGGUUUCACGGUCUCUCCAUUCCCGACUGUCAGGACGUGCUCCCUGCAGCCCCUGGAGGCAAGGAGAUCAUCGCCGAGAGCAUGCUCUGGCUGCUCAUGACCGGCAAGGUCCCGACGGAAGCCGAGACCCGCCAGCUCUCGCGCGAGCUCGCGGAGAGGGGCGAGCUGCCGAAUUACGUCGUCCAGCUCAUCGACUCGCUGCCACAGUCGUUGCACCCGAUGACGCAACUGGGCAUGGGCGUCGCGGCGCUGAACAAGGAGAGCAAGUUUGCGGUAGCGUAUGAGCAGGGGAUCAAGAAGACCGAGUACUGGACGUAUACCCUUGAAGACAGCAUGAACCUCCUAGCCCGGCUGCCUGCUCUCGCCGCGAGGAUAUUCCGCAAUGUGUACAACCCUGGCAAACCGAUACCGGGGGUCAGCAAGGACCUCGAUCUUGUUGGCAACUAUGUGAAUAUGCUUGGAUAUGGUAACAACCAUGACCUGACGGAGUACCUCCGACUGUACAUCGCCCUGCACGGUGACCACGAGGGCGGAAAUGCGUCCGCUCAUACGGCUCAUCUCGUCGGGUCGACACUCUCAGACCCCUACCUCGCGUACUCCGCCGCCCUCUUCGCACUCGCCGGCCCGCUGCACGGCCUGGCUAACCAGGAGGUUCUCCGAUGGCAGCUGAACAUGCAGAAGGAGAUCGGCGACAACGUCUCACACGACGACAUCAAGAAGUUUCUCUGGCGGACGCUGCAGAGCGGCCAGGUCGUGCCUGGCUAUGGCCAUGGCGUGUUGAGGAACCCGGACCCUCGCUUUAUGGCCCUGCAGAAGUUCUGCGAGGCGAGGCCAGAGUUGUUGGAGGACCCGGUGAUCCAGCUCGUCAGGAAGACGUACGAUGUCGCUCCGGGUGUGCUGAAGGAGCACGGCAAGACGAAGAACCCAUAUCCUAAUGUCGACGCUGCAUCGGGAUGUGUGCUGUACCAUUACGGUCUGACCCAGUUCAAGUACUACACCGUCAUAUUCGGCGUGUCGCGAGCUCUGGGCUGCCUCACCCAACUCGUGUGGGCACGAGCUCUCGGCUUGCCCCUCGAGCGACCAAAGUCGCUGUCUAUGGACGUGAUCGACACUCUCGUCAAGAGCUCAUGA
Fomitopsis serialis is the source of this 1389-nucleotide messenger RNA. RefSeq names its product citrate synthase. Gene Ontology annotation, biological process: carbohydrate metabolic process; tricarboxylic acid cycle; citrate metabolic process. Gene Ontology annotation, cellular component: mitochondrial matrix. The record is from RefSeq and is a predicted model, not a curated record. The transcript is spliced from 15 exons. NCBI's taxonomy places the organism in Eukaryota, Fungi, Basidiomycota, Agaricomycetes, Polyporales, Fomitopsidaceae. The coding region runs from base 1 to 1389 and encodes 462 amino acids.